This is a messenger RNA of Platichthys flesus (European flounder), 467 nucleotides long. RefSeq names its product protein S100-P-like. The transcript is spliced from 2 exons. Lineage: Eukaryota; Metazoa; Chordata; Actinopteri; Pleuronectiformes; Pleuronectidae. Gene Ontology annotation, biological process: endothelial cell migration. Bases 78 to 356 code for a protein of 92 amino acids. The record is from RefSeq and is a predicted model, not a curated record. Gene Ontology annotation, molecular function: calcium ion binding; transition metal ion binding. Gene Ontology annotation, cellular component: extracellular exosome; cytoplasm.
CGGGUUCCCCACUCUAUUCCUCUGCCAUUCUCCGAUUUUCCUUUUUACCGUGUUUACCACCCUCACAAGCAGCAACCAUGACCCAGCUCGAGACAGCAAUUGCCGGCCUGAUGAAGACCUUUGAUACAUAUGCCGCGGGUGACGGAAACAAAGACACCCUAUCCAAAGCUGAGACCAAGACUUUGCUGGAGAAGGAGCUUCCUAGCUUGCUCAAGGCAGCAAAGAACCAAGCUGAGGUGGACAAGCUACUGAAUAGCCUGGAUUUUAAUGGAGACUCCGAGGUCGACUUCACUGAGUUUGUGGUGCUUGUAGCUGCCCUGACCUGUGCCGCCCACAACCGUGGCUGCAAGAAGUGAGCAUGUUGUCCGCACACCUUGGAUGGAGCCCAAUGGAGGCCUAAUCGGCUUUAAAUUCCUCGUAGUAACUUUUUUUUGGAGAAGCUGAAUAAAGUUAUUUAUCUAACUGUA